AUGCACACACCCGCGAGGAGCGGGACAGCGGGCCCUUCUCUCCCUCCCUCUGCUCCUCGCCCGGCAUCGCUCGUCGACAUCCGCUCGAGGCACUCGAUGCAGUGCUCGACAGCAGUCACGAUAUCUGCUUUCGCGACCCUGCUCGCCGACCUCAACUCGUCGUGGGAGGAGGACGGCAGGACGGGCAAGGAGUCGUCGAGGCAGGACAGGGUCGACUUGUUCCGCGAGGAGUGGCUCAUGGGGAUGCUUUCGCGCUUCAAGCCGUUGGAACUCUUGCUUGACGGAGAGGAGGAGACGUACUCGGACGGGACGAGGAGGAGUAGCGCCGCCGCGUCGACUUCGACCCUUCCGUCGAUCCUCACCGCAACGACGCACGAUUCGCCCAAUGCAGACGCCGAGUCGCCAGAUCCUUUGUCAGACGAAGCGCGACAGCGCUUCGUCCCUCUCGACGCCAUCUCUCGCGGUGUCCUCGCCGAACAGACGAUCAAGCGCUCGCUCAAACAGCGCGGCCAGCUCCUCCGCCACAAAGACUUCGCAUCCCUGCCCGCUGUUGCCCGCAAAGCUAUGCAACAGACGCGCAAGACCGGCAAGCCCGUCUACGUCUCGCCUGGACUGCUCGAUAGCGUCGAGUGGACGGAGGAGUACGUCCAGCGGAAAUGGGCGGCGCCUGGGAUCCGCUUCGGCGUCUUUAGGCCGGACCUGAUACGCUUUGAGGAGGUCAAGCGCAAGGGAGAGGAGGGAGAACGUCUCGUCUUGUGGGAGGUCGUCGAGGUCAAGUACUCGGGCAAGAGUCGAGGGUUUAUCUACACCAACUUCAAGGUGCAAGCCGGCUUUUACCACCUCACCUUAACCCGCCUCCUCUCCGCCGUCCCCUCCCUCAUCCCCUCGCACAAGCUCACCUUCUUCAUCUCCCGCGAUCCCCUCUCUUCCUCGUACGAAGAACAAUCGCUCGCCCUCCGAACUGUCCAGGCAUUCGUCGAACACCACUUGUUCGUUCUGCUGCCCGGCUGGCUGAACGCAGUGAAGGUAGAUGAGUGGGAGAGAUUGCAAAAGGCUUUGAAGGAGCAGCCGCCUUCGACGCCUGCUCGGAGCGGUGCUGUCACGCAGACGUUCAUUGAGAAGCUGCAGGCCAGCGCGAAGUCCGCACCGCCGACACCUGGUCGAGCGCGACGAAAGGCGACGUCUCUCAGCAAAGCGGACACAUUCAGCUCGCUCACAAAGCCCUCGCAACUCAGCCAACCUCUCCCUCCUCCCGACUCUCCCAACUCUCCAUCCACCUCCCCUUCUCGCUCUUCUCUCCUCGCACUGCCCGAAGACUCGCCCACUCCCGCACACUACAACCUCCCAUCGCUACCGCCUCUGCCGCCCGUUGACGAGCAAGAACAGCGCGAGCUGGAGGAGCUCUUUGAGCGCAUCGUGCUGGGCGAGUCCUAG
This is a messenger RNA of Rhodotorula toruloides NP11, 1434 nucleotides long. RefSeq lists its product as uncharacterized. Bases 1 to 1434 code for a protein of 477 amino acids. The record is from RefSeq and is a predicted model, not a curated record. NCBI's taxonomy places the organism in Eukaryota, Fungi, Basidiomycota, Microbotryomycetes, Sporidiobolales, Sporidiobolaceae. The transcript has 6 exons.